Mus musculus (house mouse) is the source of this 1894-nucleotide messenger RNA. RefSeq names its product 3-hydroxy-3-methylglutaryl-Coenzyme A lyase (gene Hmgcl). Gene Ontology annotation, biological process: lipid metabolic process; ketone body biosynthetic process. Gene Ontology annotation, cellular component: mitochondrion; peroxisome; mitochondrial matrix. The transcript is spliced from 10 exons. Gene Ontology annotation, molecular function: structural molecule activity; manganese ion binding; oxo-acid-lyase activity. Lineage: Eukaryota; Metazoa; Chordata; Mammalia; Rodentia; Muridae. Bases 719 to 1489 code for a protein of 256 amino acids. The record is from RefSeq and is marked validated.
AGUGUGUACUCACUGAGCCUCUGCUAUGUCUCAGGGCCUUGGGAAGAGCAAUGCACAGAUCCAGUCCCUGACCUGUGACACUCGCGCCCCUCUGGGCGUUUUAGGUCUUUUUAGUCUGACAGUCUGUUGGAGGGAGACGUCGUUAUAUGGACCUUUCACUCAGCUUGACGACUUCUUGGGUUGUAUUAUUAUUAUUAUUAUUAUUAUUAUUAAUGUCAUUAUUAAUUUUUAAUUUUAUGUGUAUUGGUGUUUGCCUGCAUGUCUGUCUGUCUGUGUGAGGGUGUUGGAUCCUUGAGUUGGAAUUCCAGACAACGGUGAGCUGCUAUGUGGUUGCUGGAAAUUGAACUCAGGUCCUCCGGCAGAGCAGCCAGUGCUCUUCACUGCUGAGCCACCUCUCCAGCGCCCUGCCGACUUCUUGUAAUUCAGGUGAGCACCUCCUCCAUGGGCACUUUGCCAAAGCAGGUGAAGAUCGUGGAAGUCGGUCCCCGAGAUGGGCUGCAGAAUGAAAAGAGUAUUGUACCCACCCCAGUGAAGAUCAGGCUGAUCGACAUGCUUUCCGAAGCAGGGCUCCCCGUGAUCGAGGCCACCAGCUUUGUUUCUCCCAAGUGGGUGCCACAGGGCCACACCUUUUAACAGCACCACUCCCUGGGCCGAGCAUAUACAAACCAUCCCAGAAUUGCUGUUUCAUAGCAAACAAUCCCUUUGAUAGCACCAGGCAAUGCAGAAGGAGUGGCGCCCAGGGCCCCACCAGAGAAGGUUCUUGAUGGCUGACCACUCUGACGUCUUGAAGGGCAUUCAGAAGUUUCCCGGCAUCAACUACCCAGUCCUGACUCCAAACAUGAAAGGCUUUGAGGAAGCGGUAGCUGCGGGUGCCAAGGAAGUGAGCGUCUUCGGUGCUGUGUCUGAGCUCUUCACCCGGAAGAACGCGAACUGCUCUAUAGAGGAGAGUUUCCAGCGCUUUGCUGGAGUCAUGCAGGCGGCCCAGGCCGCCAGCAUCUCUGUGAGAGGGUAUGUCUCCUGUGCCCUCGGAUGCCCCUACGAGGGGAAGGUCUCCCCGGCUAAAGUUGCUGAGGUUGCCAAGAAGUUGUACUCGAUGGGCUGCUAUGAGAUCUCCCUUGGGGACACCAUCGGCGUAGGUACCCCAGGACUCAUGAAAGACAUGCUGACUGCUGUCAUGCAUGAAGUGCCUGUGACAGCAUUGGCUGUCCACUGCCAUGAUACCUAUGGUCAAGCUCUGGCCAACACCUUGGUGGCCCUGCAGAUGGGUGUGAGUGUUGUGGACUCCUCUGUGGCAGGACUUGGAGGCUGUCCCUAUGCAAAAGGGGCAUCAGGGAACUUGGCUACUGAGGACCUGGUCUACAUGCUGAAUGGCUUAGGGAUUCACACGGGUGUGAACCUCCAGAAACUUCUAGAAGCUGGGGACUUCAUCUGUCAAGCCCUUAACAGAAAAACUAGUUCCAAAGUGGCACAGGCCACCUGCAAGCUCUGAGACCCUCGUUCGCCUGAACCAGAACGGAGGGAAUUGGGUGUAUACAAUGAUUCCUGGAUGAAGAGAUGGAAUGAGAGCAAAUGAGCCGGCAUCACAGAGGUCCCUGUCCCUGAUGAUAAGGGCUAGAGCUGCCUGGCCUGGGCCAGCUCCCCAGAGCUGUGCCUAAGCACUUGCUUGGGAUGGCCCUGGGUGAGUCUGCCUGCCAACAGAGCUGAUGUCCACCGCCGCAGGGCCUUUGUUCUACCUCUGAGGACAGAGAGCAGUUUCCCCUUAUGCCAGCAGAGCAUUUGCUGGAAUGGUGGGGGUUGAUCUGCAUCUGUGGUCAUCUGCCAACGAAAUCUCCACUCUGUGUGUGAUUUUUUUGAAAACAGCUUAUGUAAUUAAAGGUUUAAUUUUCUAAUAUAA